CAGAAGCGUUGGUGAUGUCCAGUAAUGUCAGUCAUUUGGUCGCUGUCGGUCCGUGAGCAAACGAUAUGGCUUGUCGAGAGCGCCUCCUGCAUGCCUGCUUCUGUCGUCUGUGGUCAGCUAUCUGUGGACAGAGUUUUAUCCUCAUUUAUCCUGUUUAUCAUUCUGUCAGAUCUGACAACUUUCUUUGAUUUAGUUUGGCUGAGAAGGACAUCUGACUGACACUAUGAACUGUUCAAAGCCCAAUCCUAUGGUACGGUAUGUGAUACGCCGAGGAAAGAUUGAAGACUGUUCUCAGAUCUCAGUACUUAUGAAGAAACUCGCAGCGAGUGAAGACUAUGGAGAUCGGGUAGAAGUGUCUGAAGAUGAUCUUCGUCGAGAUGGGUUUGGUGAUUACCCGGUGUUUGAGAGCAUCGUCUUAGAAGACAAAGAGGCCAACGAGGAAUCGUCCAUCUUGGGUUAUGCCCUCUAUUUCAUGGGUUUCUGCUCGUGGAAGGGACGUCUUCUCUAUCUUGAAGAUGUGUACAUCAACUCAGAGUACAGAGGCACUGGACUCGGCAUCGCUCUUCUACACACAAUAGCCAAGAUUUCUGAGGAGAGAGGAUGCAAAGCUAUACAGGGUACCGUCGUUGAAUGGAACAAGGAUGUCAUGAAGCUGUAUAAACGGAUAGGCGCCACGGAUAUGACCGAAGAGGACAAAUAUCACCUAUUUGCCAUCGGCCGAAACGAGGUUAGCCGGUUCGCCAAGGCCCGGAUCCCUGUCUUAAAUAACGGAUCACAAAUUGUGACAUGUGACCUGUGACAUUAUAUUGGAACUAAUAAUAAUCUCGUAUUUCAGUUCGGAUUGUCAUGGUAGCGACACCGGCUCUUUUAUAACCGCACACUCUACCAGAUAACCGAUGUGAACCGAACAGCUGAGCAAAAGCACUGUGAUCAGCUAUGGCGGAUUUGUUCGGUUAUGCCGCCGACAUAUCAUGCCAACGAGAGAACGGUGUCGUGGAAUCGGAUACUGGCACUCGGUCACUAUACGAGACCGGUUUCCCGAUUGGACCGUCAACGAUCUAGCCGGUCCCGGAUCUAGGUGAAUUCACCGGAUUUGACUAUUACAUCGGUUCUGAACCGAUGGCAUUCACGUUCCCGCAUGGAGUUACGCAUUUUAAUUGAUACGCAACCAAGUUGGGUUGAAAACCUUGGUUGGUCAUUAAAAGCCCGGCCCAUGUCAGUCGGAAUUACGCUCAAGAACAGUAAGCCGUGUCGGGAAUCAAAUUAUGUUGACCUACAUGUACUUAACAUGUAUAGGCCUACAAAUGAAACAACAACAGUACGGAUCAUUGAUUACAACAGCAUAUUUUUUAAUCAGUUGCUUCACAAUUGCAUAAUUAUUAUUAGCAUUUUAGCUUGCUUAGUGUCAUGAAUUGAUUUUUACAGUGUUGACAUUUCUCUGAUAUAGAUUAAACAAAUUAUAUUUUUUAUUUAAAAUGUACCUAUAUAUGGACCAAUGGUGUACACAACUAGUCGAGUUAUUUGGGAGGGUCGUGUUUUCCAAAACAGAUCUGUGCGGAAACAGAAGAGGAAGUUGAAAUUUGAAAAAAGAGAGCGUAUUUUAUUGUUCGGUUACAGAAUAUGGUCCUUACUCUGUAAUAACUUUGUCAAAAAUAUAACAAAAGCUCCUGAGGUUAGAAGGGGUAGGCCUAUAGGCUCCAAAUUUUACGGAUUUUGAUUUAAUUACAGUAUGGUUAGUGACCAAACGAACGCUGGAUUUUCAAAGACAAUUAAGGGUAAACAAAUAAUUGUUUCUAUCAUAAUCAACAAAGCUCUAUACAGCCUUAAUAGCCCCACCUAAAGGACUCAACUACUUGUAUCUGGCCAGGUUCAUUUCCCAAACUGCAACAUUCACAGCAGUGUAGUCUUUUAAUACAGGCCCACUUAAAUAAUAACACACUAAUUCACUACUAAAUAAAUACAUUCAUAUUACAAUAAUUGUUACCAAGUAGCAAAUCUGGUACAUUUUCCUCUCAAAAACAAUUAAAUGAAACUACAAAUGAAUAAUAAAAUGAAAUUAUAUGCUAGUAUAUCGUCUGUUUUACUAUACUAAUAAGUUUGUAAACAAAGGUACAUCUUAAGACUAGCCAAUUAGAACAUACAGUCAAUGAGAGAUAACACAUUAUGUCGUUCAGUUCGCUCCCCUUUGAAUUAAGUUGAAUGUUGUAAAGACUUACCAAUGAUGAUGUAAAUAAUUAUUUAUUCAUAGCCACACAAUUUUACAUUUUUUUUGACACUCUGUAUAUGCAUGAACGUUGUAUAUUAUAUGUAUCUUGUAAAUUAUUUAUUGAAAUGUCUAUAUAUUUUAUUUUUAAAACAAUGCAAAUAAACAAAAAUAAAUAUCAAAUUUAUAUGA
This is a messenger RNA of Lytechinus pictus (painted urchin), 2395 nucleotides long. Its product is annotated as thialysine N-epsilon-acetyltransferase-like. Bases 224 to 799 code for a protein of 191 amino acids. NCBI's taxonomy places the organism in Eukaryota, Metazoa, Echinodermata, Echinoidea, Temnopleuroida, Toxopneustidae. The record is from RefSeq and is a predicted model, not a curated record. Gene Ontology annotation, molecular function: N-acetyltransferase activity. The transcript has 5 exons.